UUAUAUCUUUACGCAAUCUGAUGAAAUUGACAUCUCUCUUGUUUUUAUUUUAGUAUCUGCUAAAUAUACAUAUAUAUAUAUAUAUUCAAUAUGUGAUUGAAUGUGAAAACAUUAUUCAUCCUCCAUGGCACAUUUUCGAUAUAAAUUCCAAAUUUUCAAUUUACUUGCACUAAACGUAAUAUCUCGAUUAAUAUUUACGCAUAUUUAUAAAUAAAAAAGUAUGUAUUAAUCAUAAUGUAUUUUCAGAAAAAUAAAUAUAACCACUUCUUUUGGCAACAAUCGUGGCAUUGUGCCAAGGUUUUCUCUUCAAAGAAAAAUACCAAUGAGUAUUAUAACAAGAGAUCAAUACAAACUACAUUAAAGAAUUCUGAGCGUUAUGAAUUAAAAAGAAAGAAGGGUUUGAAUUUCCAAAGGACAUCGAUAAGGAAAAAGAAACCUGUGGAAUUAACCUUUUGGAAAUAUAUAUUUGAUCCUAAAAAAUUCUCAAAGAUCUUUUCUGUUUACUGGUUAACUCAUCGUCAGAGAAAAAUAUAUGAUGAAAAGAAUUUACAUGAUCAAGCAACACGCAAAGAUGUAUUAGUCUAUAAUGAGCCGAUGAAAUCUUUAGAAGAAUCCAAAAAACUCGUGAAAUUACAACUUAAGCCAUUACCAAAGUACAAAAUGCCAAUAGCUGUUUUGCUAAACAACACGAUGAAAAAAGAUGUCACCAAGGAUAUAUCUGUUAAUUAUGAGAAGAGUGACAUUUAUGAGGAUAAAAUAGUAACAUCUACAGCGUCCAGAAAACCAUAUGAAGAGAUGAAGCCGCCUUCAAAUAUUAAAAAAGUUAUAAACAUUAAAUUGAACGGCAUUAAACCAUAUGAGAAACCAAUAAGUAUAAUAGAAGCCUGUGAUGAUACAACGAAGGUUCUGCGCCAGGCUAUGAUGCAGGAAGAACCACCAAUGUACUCGAGAAUCGAGCGACUUAAGAUUUUAAUAAAUGAAAAAAUUACCAAGUCCGAAAGUGCAUCGGAAACAGAUUCGAAACGUAAAAAUCUCAAUGGAUAAAUAUCUACAGUUGGCUGUACAAUAAUUAAUAAUAAAUAAACGCUUUUUUAUAAUA
Pogonomyrmex barbatus (red harvester ant) is the source of this 1099-nucleotide messenger RNA. RefSeq lists its product as uncharacterized. Lineage: Eukaryota; Metazoa; Arthropoda; Insecta; Hymenoptera; Formicidae. The record is from RefSeq and is a predicted model, not a curated record.